UAUUUUGUUGCAAAGAACAUUUUAUCUUCUGAAACAAAUAUCUAAUUUUUUAGAACUAUCCUCUUACAGUGUUAUUGAGUAAAUCGGCGGAUGUUGUCUCAUUUUGACACUUGUUGAUAUCAAGAAGUAAGGUACACAUCUUUCUCAGGCUAGUUGAAUAUCCCAAUGUCAAGGCCAGACGACCGAGAUCCAAUCCUGCCCAAUGCUCCACCCCCAUACACCCAGCCACAAGAGAAUGUAGGGGCAGCCAUCCCAAAUGAACCCCCCCCCAAAUAUGAACCUCCGAAGGGGGAAUACCCAGCAACGUACCAGGGUGGAUACCCACCUCAGGGUGGAUACCCACCUCAAGGUGGAUACCCAGGACAGGCAGGUGGAUAUCAAACAUGUCCGCCAUCAGUCAUCAUGGUGACGACGACAUUUGGGCCCCACUCCCAGCAGAUGCAGUGCCCUCACUGCCUGGCUCACAUCAUGACCAACACGGACCACCAGGCUGGCGGGCUCACAUGGCUGGCUGCAGGACUCAUCUGUCUGUUUGGGUGCUGGCUGGGGUGCUGCCUUAUCCCCUUCUGUAUCAACGAUCUACAAGACGUUCAUCACACCUGUCCUAACUGUAAACGCUUGGUGGGGGUGUGUAAACGGCUAGACUGAGACCAACACAUGACCAUACAGGGAACUGAUGCACAUCACACUACAACAGUUGCAGUACAAUACAGGGUGACUGGUUAAUUCAUGAGGUAUUAUUGAUGCAAAGAGGUGUAAGGUUAGUAGGAAUGGCCCAGGUAUGUUCAUACAAGGAGGUUUAAGAGCUGUUUGUCUUUGAGAAUUCGGUUGACUAUUCGGAAACACUUGCUGUGAACAAUCAAAAAUGGCUAGAAAUGGGACAUUUCAGAACAUUUCAGAAUAGUUAACAGUCCUGCUAAAAGAUUGUGGAUGGAUGUUUUAAUAUAUGUAUUCUGCAUGGUCAUUAGCGGCGUAUUGGAUGCAUGUAAAAAAGAUGUAACUUUAAAAUUUAAUGAUAGUAACAAUUAACUCUGAAAUCUGGUCUAUUGUAACAUGUUAUGUUUUGGAUUACACAUUCUCAUUAAAGUACAAAUUAGUACUUGACCCACUCAGCAUUCGAGGCUGACUUUGUGUGCUGGCAACUGGGUGCCUUACUCUGAGAGUAUCGGUUCGAUACCUGAUGGGACUCUCCAAAUUGGUACUUUACUGAGAAAGUGUAAUCCCAAAACUUAUGUUAUAUUUGACCACUUGCCAUUCAUGGCUUAUUGUAUCUGCAACUAAAUAUUGUGAUGUGAUAAUGCAUUAGUUUACUGUUACACACCACCAGGUGGGAGGAAUUUUCAAGGUGGUCAAUUACGACAUACUUAAAAAAAUGUGUAGUCCAAAUUUCAUUUUAUUAUUGAAUUUAAUUGUUUCAUUUGACAAUGGACUUUGAUGUGACCUGUAUCCCUGAAUCAACUUGGUCCCGUUGUACAAAACAACCUUAACGCUAUGUCAAGUCUAUGUUAAGGUAUGGUCGUUACGACCACCUUAGCGCUAAGAUCACUUUGUACAACAGCACCCUGGUCUGUGAUGCAUGCUCUGUCAACAUAUUUGCAUGUAAAGUUAACCUUUUUGUGAUGCUAUACAGGGUUAUUUCACAAACAGUUGUGAGAAUUCUUUCCAUUUUGAUAUAUACAUGUACCAGUUUAUGAUGUAAAACUGACCUUGCUAUUACCCAAGGUCAUCUCUGAUUGGCAUUUUUCAGAAGUGAAUGACAAAUAAUUUGUUAUAAAGUCAAACUGGUUAUGAAGUCCAAGAACCUAAUUGACAAAACGUAGCAUUUUAGGGAGGUUGUACAUAUACUCAAACACUUCAUAUUUUAUUUGGUAGCGGGAUAUGUUCAGGGCAGUAACAAUUCACCCAUAUUGGUGCUUGGAUAAUGGCAGGAAAAUUAAUUAUGAAAUACAACUUUGUAACAUUGUAUGCAAGUCAUCUCUGAGGUGAGUCAAAUUUAUUUUAUUUGUUUUGGUAGGUUUCUAAUCAUUCACAGUGAUGGUGAAAGAUAACUCCUUAGCAUGGCAUGUCAAGUUGUCAUGCAUUAUAUCCUGAUACAACCUUAGGUGAAUUGUUACAGGCCUAGACAAUUUUCAUGUGAAUUCGCAGUUUCCCUUAGUUAGACUAACUUAGAGACUUAGAUGAUGAUACUGAAAACUAUGAAUUAAGAUGUAGAACAUCCUUUGACUUCAUCUUCCAUGGGUUGUUUAUGAUUUUUCAGUUAUUAUUUUAGUCUGUGCUAGUAACUUUUGAGACUACUAGCAGACUAGUCUGAAUCUGCUUUUUGAAGGCUUUUUCAGAAGAGUCUGGUUUUGACCUUUAGGUUCAGGGAUUUAUCUAGGAUUACAAACUAAGUGUUCUUGGCAGGCCUAUUGGGGAAAAAAGUUGUCAUUUUGUUCAGAAUCUCUUUUUGCAUUGUGUUUCAACUUUGUGUGUAAAAUUUCUAUUUGUUGGUCCUAUUAUUAGUGAAAUGUAAGUCACCUUGACCUUACCAUCAUGGUAGUUAUGACUAUAUUAACAUGGUUUGGGAAUUUCACCACCUUUGGGCUGCAUAUCAGCCUCUGAGCAGGCCUAGAUAAAUCCCUGGGACUGUUAUUAGGUGAGCUUACUAGAAUCAGUGUUUGGGACUUGGCAAUGUGCUAUGGUUACAGGCAAUACAUUUUUGUUCUUGAAGCUAGAGAUAUAUUGACAGAAACACAUUCCUGUAGAGUAGAGUCAAAAGUGAACUUCAUUUCGUUCAAUUUGUCUUCCCAAUUCUGUAAAUUGUACAAAUUAAAAUCAAUAAGCAAUGUUGAGGGCCUUCCAAGAGAUGUACUAUACUACAUGGGGCUGGGACGAGUCCAAAUUUACUACCCGGGUACCCACACCCCUAUUACCCAACCCAACCGGUAUCCCCUGUUGGUGUCAAGAGAGAGGUACAAAAUGUCCAAUUUGGAAUAGUUUGACCGUAGCCCUGGCAGAAUGUAUCUAGAUACACGUAUAAAAGGAUGUGGUCAGGCAUACACUGAAGUUGACUGAAGUUUUAGCUUUGUUCAAACAUGUAUUAGUCAGAAGGAUUGUGUUAAUAGUCAAAAGAAAUGCGAACAUUAGGGACUUAAAAUUGUCGUGUAACCAUGUAGUCUUAAAGUGAAUUUUUGUCAUGAAACAAUAUAUCACGUGACUAACCAUGGGUCCGGGUAGUCCUGUGGGUACCCAGCUCCUACUAAGUACACACCCGACCCGGGUACCCGAGUUACCCAUCCCAUCCCUAAUACUACACAAUACUUUGAUGAAAGAGGAUUAUUUUGGUCCUUGGCAAAUACAGAGUAGGGUAGUUGACAGAAGGUUACCGGUAGAUGAAAUUUCAGCGAGACUUUUGUCAUGUUUGUCUUUCAGAUUAUUUUUGUAGGUGCUAAAGGAGGUUCAGGUGUCUUGUUUAUUAUUUGCAUAUUUUGUACUUGAAAAACAAACAAUUUGCUUCUGUUUUGAUGCUAUUGAAUUUCAUGAUAAUGUCAAUGUGCCUUACGUAACCUAAAGUAUGUGCAAUUUGGAUUUUGUUUCAAAUUCCUUGUUUUAUAUAAUCUUGAUAAUGUUCAUGUAUUUUGUGGAAACAUGGUUACAUUAUUUGAGACAAGAGAUGCUAUGUUGCUGAAUUUUCAGCAUUAAACUUGUUGACCUUAGUAAAGGAUGUGUAAUCAUUUAGAUUUAUUCAUGUUGUUGUGGUUGAAAAUUUGACUCAAGAAACAGUGAAAUGUGUUUGUGAAAAGAAUUAUAUUAUGUGUACAGACUUUGGUAGUUAGUCUGUUGGCGGUGAUUUGAUGUGCUAUGUCAAUGAUUUUUUCAAUUUGGUCAUUCAAGCCGUUUGGUUGAAACCACAUGGGUGAUGAUGGUGAAGGCCAUUUGAAACCCAAGAUACAAGUAUCUUCCCUUGUGAAAAAACAGACUUAUGAUAUAAUAAUAUUAACAAUAAUAAUAACAAUAAUAUUGGCACAGAUACAUUAGUUCAAUACAUUAUUCUUAGUUAGUGCAGAUAUGUGUUUCUAUGCAGUUCACCAAGAGAAAUCCAGAAAGGAAAUCAUGCAAUAAUUGCUGGAUACUUAAAUGAUUUGUACAAACUUUGACUAUUAGUAUUUCCACAUGGUGCUACUGCCUUUAGCUUUGCAUGUUAUUUCUGUGUGGCAAAAAAUAUUAUAUUGCUGCAUCAAGCGUGUAUUCUGUAUAUGUAUAGUAUCCAAUAGAUGGCAUGAAAAUAGGUUUAAUGCAAAACACGUACAAAGCCUACUGUUGUCCUUUGUCCUGUGUGCUUCGAAUCUAAGGCAGGCCUUACAUGCUCAAGUAUGAUAACCAUUGAUAACAGGGCACCCAAAAGUAAAUGUGAAAGUUAUUUUGCUGCACUGACAUAACAUACAAGCUGUGGGUUUUUCAGGUCUGUGGAAAUACUCCUGGUUAAUCGGUGUAGACCUGUAAAGUACGCAAGUUGUGUCCUUGUCUCCAAACUUUAAUUACAGCAAUCAUUUAAAUCAUCUGUCAUUGUAACUUGUAAGACAUAAUUUAAGAUCUUGAUUAUAUAAUGUAAUACAUGACACUUAAUAUUGAAAUACAGCUUUAAAGUGACAGCAAUCUACUGCAUGUAUUACCAAUGAGAUUGUCCUCACCGGUGACCAUGGAGUCUCAUGUCAUACACACCAGUAUUGACCUUGGUGAGAAGAAAUAUGCUUCAAGUCUUUGAAUGGCAUUUAGGAGUGAUAUACAUAAGGGAGACCUUAUGGAUGUCAACUUUAUUAUGACCCCUUCAUCAGUUGAAUUAUCUUAAUAAUUAUGCUUGAUAAUAUUGUUUGUGACCACCAUCAAUACUUCAUGGUUUUGUGUAUGCAAUGUUCCUCCAUCACUGAUGGAUAUACAUGUGUAUUUUGCUGUGUUGUAGUGAUGCGUGUCGAUUUUCAGGCAAGUAAUGAAAUCAGGCUGUGUAUUACUCAAACGAGUCCUACUCAUUUUGGUAUGAACCCUAUCAUUGCCUGAUUCUGAAGCCAUGAAUGUGAGACAUGAAAUAUUGAGUCUGAUCUCACUGGUCUCCCUCUCUCUGAAACCAAGGCUGUCAAACAACUACUACACUGCAAAGCAUCUACAUAUAUAUUCAUGGAUGAUUGAGGAACAUUGUGUCUACACACCUGUGAAGUACAUAGGAUUGUUUGUGUUAUGAUGUUGGUGUGUGACAUUGUGAAGAAAUAUGCCAUCAUACUGUGGAUCCUGGAGUCUUCCCUAAAAAAUAUAUUCUUGCCUUGUAAACAAAAAGAAUACAAAUUCAAUCUUGUUUUCUUUUGGAUAAAGUAAUAAGAGUCACAACUUACAACACGGAUUUGUCAUGUUUUACUGAUGUAAAAGAAAAUCCGGACACUCAGUAAUAAUCAUUGCAUUUGAUGAAAAAUGAUUCCUCUUGAACAAAAAACAAAUGUCCCCAAGUUUGAUACUGAAUCAUUCAGUGUUACUCUGUGAUUUUCUACUUUUGUUGUGAUGUUUUGAAACUGACGAACAUGCACAUUUUCCAAAAACUUUCCUGCUAUGAUAUGCUUUUGCUUAUGCAGUUUAUGUUACCUAUGCUCAUGUGUUACCUUAAUUGUUUUACAACAAUUGAUAGAUCUUUAACUGUGAUAUCGAUGAUGGUUUGCGCUAUUUCUGACAUAAUAGGAUCUGUUUUCUUACACUGUACAGUACCAUAUUAUAAUGAUUUAGCUUGGCUCACAAACACUUUUAUUCUUGUAAUUAAAUUGAACCAUUUACCUUGA
Molecule: messenger RNA, 5798 nt
Organism: Haliotis rufescens (red abalone)
Lineage: Eukaryota; Metazoa; Mollusca; Gastropoda; Lepetellida; Haliotidae
Product: lipopolysaccharide-induced tumor necrosis factor-alpha factor homolog
Exons: 4
Coding region: 166-648 (160 amino acids)
Molecular function (GO): zinc ion binding
Source: RefSeq, a predicted model, not a curated record